Paramuricea clavata is the source of this 399-nucleotide messenger RNA. The record is from the annotation of a GenBank genome assembly. Lineage: Eukaryota; Metazoa; Cnidaria; Anthozoa; Malacalcyonacea; Plexauridae.
CAAUUUUAUUUCAAAGGUGGAACAUUUCGAUCAAAAAUCACAAGUUAUGGAGACUUCCGUAAGGGAGAAGGUGCAUUCUGGGCAAAUGAUCAGUGUCUUGGAAGUUGUCCAGUUAUUUACGGCGGUCAGUACGAAAGUACAGUAGGUUUUGAACAGCACAGUUGCAGUAGUGAUCUACAGAACAGUAGCUACAUUGGAUUUUGGUGUGAAUGGGAUAAUGAAGGUGGUGCAAAAAUGAUGAUUGGUGGAGGAGGAAAUAAUUGCAAUAAUGCAGAUCAUGGUAUUGGAAUAAUCGAGGAAGCUAAACCAGGACCAGCCAAAGAGGAUCAUUAUGAUUUUGGUUAUGGUUCAGAUUACAAUCAGCCAUCAACAUAUUCACUUAACUUGUGGGUUCAAUGA